Silurus meridionalis is the source of this 1111-nucleotide messenger RNA. It is a transcript of the gene pithd1, whose product is annotated as PITH (C-terminal proteasome-interacting domain of thioredoxin-like) domain containing 1. The record is from RefSeq and is a predicted model, not a curated record. Bases 194 to 832 code for a protein of 212 amino acids. NCBI's taxonomy places the organism in Eukaryota, Metazoa, Chordata, Actinopteri, Siluriformes, Siluridae. Gene Ontology annotation, cellular component: nucleus. The transcript has 6 exons.
CGCGAUUGGUCACACGGGCUUUCUUAAUGUCCAAUGGGGGAAGCAGGAGAUUCUUGUUAUUUUGGGCGAGUUUUUGCGCAUUAUUGUGUUCAAAGGUGUCGCAGUACAGUUACAUGUACUGUUUCACAAGUGUCUGAAUUCUUACUUCGGAGUGUGAAAGUACUUUUUGUACUGAUUUGACAGACCAUAUGCUAUGUCUGGACACGGGCACGGGCACGGACAUGGUCAUGGUCACGGGUGUUGUGAAGAUGAUCAUGAACCUGCUGAACGCGGUGUGGAGUAUGGACUGUACCGGUGCAUCGAUAUAGACAAGCUACAGUGUCUCAACGAGAGCCGGGAUGGAGACGGGAAGCUGGUGUUUAAACCCUGGGAUCAGCGCACAGAUAGACUAAAGUUUGUAGAGAGCGACAUGGACGAGGAACUCCUGUUCAAUAUCCCUUUUACUGGAACUGUCAAGCUGAAAGGGAUUAUCCUUUCUGGAGAGGAUGACGAGUCUCACCCAGCUGAAAUAAGGCUAUUCAAGAACAUACCACAAAUGUCAUUUGAUGAUGUAAGAAGAGAGCCAGAGCAAGCAUUUCGUCUUAACAAAGAUCCACUGGCUGAACUUGAGUAUCCAACUAAGAUUGCACGUUUUUCAAAUGUCAACCACUUGUCUAUUCAUAUUUCUCGAAACUUUGGAGCUGAUGCUACUCGUGUCUACUACAUUGGUCUACGGGGAGAAUAUACUGAGGCUCACAGACACGAGGUGACUAUCUGUAACUAUGAGGCAGCAGCAAAUCCAGCAGAUCAUAAAUUGGAAGCAAUUACUCCGCAGACAUAUUUCAUUUCUUGAUGAUUGAUGAAAGCUUGGAUUGUCCGUUUUGAGAGAGCAAAUAGUGGGUGAUAAUGAGAUAUUAAGAUCAUAAAUCUACAUUAUGAGUACAAACAUGUUGGUUAUAAUUCAAAAGGAAUGCUGAUUACUCACGGAGGUUUGUUCAGUUAAAACAUUUUUGUGUGCCAAUAAAUAUUCAAAGAUGAAACAUGUCUUUACUGAAUGAAUCCAAGUGGUAUUUAAACCAUCCUUAAAACAAUUGAUAUGAAAUAAAUGAAAAUAAAUGAUGGAGGUCAUGAA